CUAGAGAAUGACGCAGAGGCUCUCUCUGCCUCCCAGUGGCUAAGCAUACGGCUUCUGCUACAUUCUCAGCCCCAGAGUGAAGAGCUGAUUUGGAGUUUGAAACAUGGUAGAGCAAUGCACUACUCUGAUGCUGCUGGAUGGGCUUGUAGGGUUGUCGAUUCCAGCAACAUGCCCCAAAGCACUGUGCUUUACUAUGCUGCCUCCUUUGAAGUAACCUGGGGAGUGGCAAGGAAAUAAUUCUGCGGUCCCGCUGAGGAUAGCGUGAGCAACUGAAUUAACAGCACUUCAGUUCCUUCACCUGAUGGGCUCUGGGAUGCGUACUUCUGACAUAGUUAGUUCAGGGGACAAUUGCUCUUCUCUCUGUUGUGCAUAGACGCUUGAGAUCCAUUUGGAUACAGUUGUUUCCCCUACUUGGAGAAAUGACCAGUACAGAAGAAGCAGGAUGAAAAGAUGGCCGACUUCUUGUUACAACCGGGUUCUAAUAGCUUCCACCGGUUCACACUUGAAUCCUUGGCUGCUAUUGAGAAGCGAAUUGCAGAGAAACUUGCAAGGAAUGCCAAGCAGGAGUACAGAGAUCAGACAGAUGAUGAAGAAAAGCCUCGGCCUCAGUUUGACUUACAAGCUUGCAAAAAGUUGCCUGGUAUCUAUGGGACUCUUCCUCCAGAGCUCAUUGGGGAACCACUGGAGGAUCUCGACCCUUACUACAGUGACCACAAGACAUUUAUAGUACUGAACAAAGGGAAGACAAUCUUUCGAUUUAGUGCCACUCCUGCCUUGUAUAUACUUAGUCCUUUCCAUCCAGUCAGAAGAGCAGCAAUUAAAAUUUUGGUACAUUCAUUGUUCAGUAUGUUUAUUAUGUGCACUAUUUUAACCAACUGUGUGUUCAUGGCACAAUCGGAGGUUCAAUCAUGGAAUAAAUAUGUUGAGUACACUUUCACUGGCAUUUACACUUUUGAAUCAUUGAUAAAAAUACUGGCAAGAGGAUUUUGUAUGACAGAAUUCACCUUCCUUCGAGAUCCAUGGAAUUGGCUGGAUUUCAGUGUCAUUGUUAUGGCAUACAUAACUGAAUUUGUGGACCUGGGCAAUGUCUCAGCCUUACGAACAUUCAGAGUUCUUCGGGCGCUGAAAACAAUCUCAGUCAUUUCAGGAUUGAAGACCAUCGUAGGUGCACUUAUCCAGUCUGUUAAGAAACUUGCUGAUGUGAUGAUCCUGACCGUUUUCUGCUUGAGUGUCUUUGCCCUGAUAGGCCUCCAGCUCUUUAUGGGCAAUUUGAGACAUAAGUGUGUCAGGAACUACACCGAAUUUAACUCUACCAAUGGCACAUUUUAUUCAGGCGUUCAGAAGUGGAAUUCCUUGGAUGAUUUUCUUAAUGAUCCAGAAAACUACUUCAUAAAAAAUGGCACUUCGGACGCACUACUCUGUGGCAACAGCUCAGACGCUGGCACCUGUCCAACGGGAUAUAGAUGCCUAAAGGCUGGUGAAAAUCCUGAUCAUGGCUAUACAAGCUUUGAUACUUUUGGCUGGGCCUUUCUCUCUUUGUUCCGCCUGAUGACACAGGAUUGCUGGGAGCGUCUCUAUCAACAGACUCUGAGAUCUGCUGGGAAGAUCUACAUGCUCUUUUUUAUGCUGGUCAUCUUCCUGGGCUCAUUUUAUCUGAUCAACUUGAUCCUGGCUGUAGUGGCCAUGGCUUAUGAAGAGCAGAACCAAGCCACUAUUGCUGAAACAGAGGCAAAGGAAAGGAAGUUUCGGGAAGCCAUGGAAAUGUUAAAGAAAGAGCAGGAGGCACUGGCUGCUAGAGGAAUUGAUUCAAUGUCACUUAGCUCAUUUGAAAUGUCACCUUUAGCAUCCAAAAAUGCCAAAGAGAGAAGAAAUAGGAGAACGAAAAAGAGGUCCUUGGGGGUAGAAGAUUAUGGGGAAGACCAAAAGGUUCCCAUAUCUGAGUAUGAUUGUGGUCAGCGAAGAAUGACUCUCCUUGACAUUAGCUAUGGUCCAAAUGCAAACUCAGUGAAGCGCAGAACCAGCCAUGGAAGUAUAUUCAGUUUCCGAUUCCGUGGCAGAGACAUUGGCUCCGAAACAGAUUUUGCCGACGAUGAGAUCAGCACUGCCGGGGAAAAUGAAAGCCAGCGUGGCUCACUCUUAAUUCCAAGGACUGGGAGACGUUCAAGCAUGCAAAGUCAAGCAAGCCAUAGCUCUCACCCUCCUACUCCAAACUACAUGCAGAAUGGCAAGAGGAACAGCUCGGUGGAUUGCAAUGGUGUGGUUUCCUUGAUAGGAGGAGGCACCGGGGCUCACAACCCAGAUGCAACAUCUCCUUCAGGGUUACUGCUGCCCCCAGUUAUUAUGGAAAACCCUGGGACAAGCGACUUGACCUCUCCAUCUGAUGAGGCAAGCAAAAAGCAGCUUUUGAUGCCCCACCGCCUUUCAGUGGACCAUUAUGACCAGCCAUUUCAAAGACAACGAGCAGUGAGUGCAGUCAGUAUCAUUACCAGUGCCAUGGAAGAGCUUGAGGAAUCACAACAGCGAUGUCCUCCAUGCUGGAAUCAUUUUGCCGUUAAAUUUCUCAUUUGGGAUUGCUCUCCAUUGUGGUUGUUUAUCAAGAAACAUGUGAAGUUUGUGGUAAUGGAUCCAUUUACUGACCUCACGAUCACCCUUUGCAUUGUGAUGAAUACUCUCUUCAUGGCAUUGGAGCAUUACAAGAUGACAAAGGAGUUUGAUAACAUGCUUUACAUAGGCAAUCUGGUCUUCACUGGGAUUUUUACAGCAGAAAUGAUCUUCAAAAUAAUUGCCUUAGAUCCCUACUACUAUUUUCAGCAGGGCUGGAAUAUUUUUGACAGUAUAAUUGUUAUCCUAAGCCUAAUGGAACUGGGUUUAUCCAGCAUGGGAAAUCUGUCUGUUUUACGCUCAUUCAGAUUGCUGAGAGUCUUCAAAUUGGCAAAGUCCUGGCCAACCUUAAAUACUCUCAUUAAAAUCAUUGGUAACUCAGUGGGUGCCCUGGGUAACCUCACCCUGGUUCUGGCGAUCAUAGUCUUUAUUUUCGCUGUGGUAGGAAUGCAGCUUUUUGGAAAAGACUACUUAAUAAAAGUCAGCAAGAUAAGCCCUAAUAACAAUUUGCCCCGCUGGCACAUGAACGAUUUCUUCCAUUCAUUCCUUAUUAUAUUCCGAAUUCUCUGUGGAGAAUGGAUUGAAACCAUGUGGGAUUGUAUGGAAGUAGCUGGACAACCAUUGUGCCUUCUCGUCUUCUUGCUGGUCAUGGUGAUAGGAAACCUAGUGGUGCUCAACCUGUUCCUUGCCUUGCUACUGAGUUCUUUUUGUGCUGACAACCUUUCAGCACCGGAUGAAGAUGGAGAGAUGAACAAUCUACAGCUCGCUUUUGCUCGGAUCAACAGGGGGCUUCAGUAUGUGAAAAAUACAACAUGGGAUUUCUGUUGUAAUUUACUUAGGCAUCCGAAGACGACAGCUGAAAAGAAGGCAAUGAUUAAACUUGCUGCCCAGAACACAGGUGUCCUUCACAACUAUGUGAAUAACCAUACCACUGCAGAGAUUGGUAAAGAUGUGGAGAACCACAAAGAGAACCAUGUUGAUGAUGGGACUGACAAAAAUGGGCAGAAACUCCCAGUGAUUAGUGACAAUGAUGAUUUUCUAACCAACCCUGACCUGUCCAUCUGUGUUCCCAUUGCUAUGGGGGAGUCUGAUAUUGAAGAUCAAGAAGAUGAUGAGGAGCAGAGCACAUUCACAGAAAUGGAACAGCAGGAAAAACAGCUGCAACUAAAGGGGCAGCAAUGCAAAAGCCCAGGAGUCCGGAGUCAGACCUCUGAGAUUUGUGAAGAGUUAAGUGAGUUGUACGUGGAUAAGCAAUUGAAGGCUGAGCUGUCACCAGCACCACCACCACCACCACCACUACUAGGGCAAAAAGAGCUUGAUGAAAUCAGUCUCUCUGAAGGCAGCACAGUGGAUUUGGGAAAUUCUGCAGAGCUACUGGAACAGAUCCCCGAGCUGGCUGAUGAUUUAAUGGAACCUGAGAACUGUUUUCCAGAAGUCUGUGUCCGAUUCUUCCCUUGCUGUUCAGUGGACACCACAACAUUUUCAGGCAAAAUUUGGUGGAGGCUGAGGAAAACCUGCUACAGAAUAGUUGAACACAACUGGUUCGAAACUUUCAUCAUAUUCAUGAUCCUGCUGAGCAGCGGCACGCUGGCAUUUGAAGAUAUUUACCUUGAAGAGAGAAAAAACAUUAAAACCCUGUUGGAAUAUGCUGACAAAAUUUUCACUUACAUCUUUGUCCUGGAGAUGCUUCUGAAAUGGGUGGCUUAUGGCUUCAAGAAAUAUUUCACCAAUGCCUGGUGUUGGCUUGACUUCCUAAUUGUAGAUGUCUCUUUAAUAAGCCUCAUAGCUAACUCACUUGGAUACUCCGAAAUGGGUCCUAUUAAAUCCCUUAGGACUCUCCGAGCUUUGAGACCAUUAAGAGCAUUGUCACGAUUUGAAGGGAUGAGGGUGGUUGUGAAUGCCCUGUUAGGCGCCAUCCCUUCCAUCAUGAACGUUCUGCUCGUCUGCCUCAUUUUCUGGCUCAUUUUUAGCAUCAUGGGAGUGAACCUGUUUGCAGGAAAGUUUGGAAAAUGCAUUAACAAGACAGCAGGAGAUAUGCCUUUAGACUCUAAAGUUAUUAAUAACAUGAGCGAGUGCAUACUCUAUAACGUGACAGGCAAUUUUUACUGGACAAAAGUUAAAGUCAACUUUGAUAACGUUGGUGCUGGUUACCUGGCUCUUCUACAGGUGGCAACAUUUAAAGGUUGGAUGGACAUUAUGUAUGCAGCAGUAGAUUCACGAGGGCAAAGCAACUUCAAGCAAGAAACUUACAAAUGCAGGCCCACCCAAACCAAGUGUGAGGAUCAACCUGAAUGGGAAUAUAAUUUAUACAUGUACCUCUACUUUGUGAUUUUCAUCAUCUUCGGGUCUUUCUUCACAUUGAAUCUCUUCAUAGGCGUCAUUAUUGACAAUUUUAACCAACAAAAGAAAAAGUUAGGUGGGCAAGACAUCUUUAUGACAGAGGAACAGAAAAAGUAUUAUAAUGCAAUGAAAAAACUGGGCUCCAAGAAACCCCAAAAACCCAUCCCAAGGCCACUGAACAAAUACCAAGGUUUUAUCUUUGACGUAGUCACCAAACAAGCCUUUGAUGUCUCCAUCAUGAUUCUCAUCUGCCUUAACAUGGUCACCAUGAUGGUGGAAACAGAUGACCAGAGUCUAGAAAAAGUGAACAUCCUUCAUAAAAUCAACAUGCUCUUCGUUGCCAUCUUCACAGCAGAAUGCAGCAUCAAAAUGUUGGCUUUAAGACACUACUAUUUCACCAAUGGCUGGAACAUAUUUGAUUUUGUUGUUGUGAUUCUAUCCAUUGUGGGUACCGUGCUUUCUGACAUCAUUCAACAAUAUUUUUUCUCUCCUACACUCUUCAGAGUCAUUCGCUUGGCUCGGAUUGGCAGGGUCCUAAGACUUAUACGGGGAGCCAAAGGAAUUAGAACUCUCCUUUUUGCCUUAAUGAUGUCCCUUCCUGCUCUGUUCAACAUUGGUCUCCUUCUUUUUCUGGUCAUGUUUAUUUAUGCCAUUUUUGGAAUGGCUAACUUUGCCUAUGUUAAAAAGGAGAAUGGGAUUGAUGACAUGUUCAACUUCCAAACCUUCGCUAACAGCAUGCUCUGUCUUUUCCAAAUUACAACCUCAGCUGGCUGGGACGGUCUUCUCAAUCCUAUUUUAAACACUGGACCGCCAUAUUGUGAUCCGAACCUAAAAAAUGCAAAUGGUUCGAAGGGAGACUGUGGAAGCCCUGCUGUAGGGAUUCUAUUCUUUGUUACUUAUAUCAUUAUAUCAUUUCUCAUUGUUGUAAACAUGUACAUAGCCAUUAUUUUAGAGAACUUCAGCGUAGCCACUGAGGAAAGUACAGAGCCUCUAAGCGAAGAUGACUUUGAUAUGUUUUAUGAAAUCUGGGAGAGGUUUGAUCCUGAAGCGACUCAAUUUAUUGAGUAUUCUGUGCUUUCAGACUUUGCAGAUGCUCUGGCAGAACCUUUACGCAUAGCAAAACCAAACAAUAUUAAACUCAUAGCCAUGGACCUUCCCAUGGUCAGCGGAGAUAGGAUCCACUGCUUGGAUAUUUUAUUUGCUUUUACCAAACGGGUACUAGGAGAAACUGGGGAAAUGGAUGCCCUUAAAAUACAGAUGGAGGAAAAGUUUAUGGCUGCCAAUCCAUCUAAAAUUUCUUAUGAACCAAUCACAACCACACUCAGACGGAAACAAGAGGAGGUUUCUGCCAUUAUUAUCCAGAGGGCCUACAGGAGUCAUUUGUUUCAACGCUCCUUGAAGCAGGCCUCUUUCUUAUACCGUCACCAGGCUUGUGAUGGCAACAUGCUUGAAGAUGAGGCACCUGAGAAAGAAGGUCUCAUUGCAUUCAUGAUGAAUGAAAAUUAUGGUAGGCCAAUAGACAAAUCAGAAACUGUGUCCUCAACAUCUUUCCCUCCAUCCUAUGACAGUGUCACCAGAGCCACUAGUGACAACCUCCAGCUAAAGGUGACAGACUCUAGCAAAAGUGAUGAACCUGUAUAUUAUCUGCUAUCUCCGGACAGAGAUAAAGAAUCAAUUGUCUAAAUGUUUGUUUAGAAUGCUUUAAAAUAUUGUUUACAGAAUGUAAUGCUGUAACUACACAACAAUUGAAGCAGCCUUCUUAUUAAAUAUUAGUUGCAAAAUAAACAAUGGAGUUUUUACCCUUAACUAUGGGAGUCGAUAAGUUAUAACCUUUGACCCUGCUCUUUUCACCAUUGCUCAAUGUUUAUAUAUGCACAGGAAGAAUCUAUGCAGGGUCAUAGCUGUUAUAUCAGUGGUGUGAUUAUGAAUCUGCUAGACUGUAAAACAGUAAACACAGUGUAUAUCUAUCCACAGAUAAAGCCAGGCUGUAAACAUUCAUUUAAGGUCUUACUCAUAUUAGUGUGUUUACUUAUGGCAAUGUAUGACCUUGCAUUCUAAAAAGAAAAAAAAUAUAUCACAGCUGCUGUAGCAAAAUGUAACACUUACUGUAUAUGUUGUCAAUGGUCUUUCAUAAAUUUAUUAUAUUUGAUAUUUUUUUACUUAAAUCAAAUAAUUGUCUCUUUUUCCAUGGAGAUAGAUGAUCCUUACAGCCGACAUGUUAAACUCUGAACCAAGGUAACAAUAAUUGGUGGGACUCCCGUCAGUCGCAGAGGAAAGUUGUUGCAAAAUAAAAUAUUUAAUCAACAACAUAUAACUAUUUAUUACACUAUGACCUCCCCUUUGGGACAUGUAACUGCUUGUCAUCAGUAAUACAAAAUAAAAAUGAGGCGGAAGAAAGUGAUGUCAAAUAAUAAAGAGAGAAAUGGCUUGUUCUACCCUACAGGAAAUCAGACAGUAAUGGAUGCUGCUUGUAAAACAAUUAAUAAAAAUACUAAUUUUUUUAGUAUGUUUCAAGAAUAUGCUUUGCUUGUUGUAAUCAAACUCUUAGAAAUAGGUUAUGACCCUGUAAUCUGAUGUAAAGUGCCCCAAAGCACUAUGUAUCCAGAUAGAUUUUCUGUUAAGUGAGUGGGAUAGGAUGUUUUCUCCAAUGACAUGGAGCGAAGCAUGCUUAAUAUAAUAUAUGGAGAUAUACCUAUAUCUCAUAGAGCUGGAAGGGACCUUGAAAAAUCAUUGAGUCCAGCCUCCUGCCUGCCUUCACUAGGCAGGACCAAGUACUGAUUUUGCCCCACAUCCCUAAAUUGCCCCCUCAAGGAUUGAACUCAUAAUCCUGGGUUUAGCAGGCCAAUGCUCAAACCACUGAGCUAUCCCGCCCCCUUACUGCAAGUUCUAUGCAUCAAUAUUACUCUCUAAUGCUUUGAUGCAGGUUGUGCAGUGCAGGAGGGUUGUUACAGUGUUAUCAAUGGGGUGGGAGGGUCUGUACAAAAGUUCUGAUAUAUAGAAUCCCUUCUGGGUUUCUAUCUUUCACUUUACUGGAGGCUGUGUUUAGAUUACUGGGGAACCUUCCUUUUUGCAGGCAGGCAGAGGAAUAGUUGCAUGUGAAAUACCAAUCAGUCACAGGCCAAACAUAUGACAGCAGUGGGGUCCCAUUAUAAGUGCUUUAGGAAUAGACAUUUUUAGUGGUUUUAUACUGUAAAAAAAAUUUAAUUUAUUAUCAACCUUCCAGCCUUGGCAAAAUGUGAGGAAGUGUCUGUGGAAUAUAAAGAGACAAGUCAAUGGUUACAGAAAAGCCCUCUCUUUGUUAUUUUCAAAUAUGAUGGUACUUGGGUUUGGUGCGUCUUCAUGGGAGGUCUUGCCUGAGAAGGCUGUAAUGAGCGAUUGCACCACAAGGAAUAGUAGCCAUGUUUUUCACCUUGCAGAAAAAGAAUUAUCAAGAAUGUAUUUAAAGUGUACUGCAGUUGACAUUUAGUUACAUUCUGGAUUAUAAAGGUGUCAAAAUCCACGUGGGGUUGUUACUGAGAAUCUUAGCUAUCCAGCAACAAGACCAUGUUACAAUGAAAUUUUCCUGUUACCACAUCAUCUGUUGACAAAAUGAGUCAGAAUAUGUGAAGAAAACACAUAAAAUAAUAUGACUACAUAUAUGUUAAUGAAUUUUUCUUCAUCCAAUGAGAGGUGUCUCAGGCAUUCAGUUUUGUGAGUGGUCGAUUGGUUAUUCGGGGGACUUGAUGUCAGGUCUGUUCCUGAUUCUUGCUGUGUGAUUUUUAGGUAAAUAAUUUAACCUCUCUGUGCCUCAGUUUACCCAUCUAUAAAAUGGGGAUAAUAAUACUUAUCUACCUCACCGGAGUGUUGUAAGACUUAAUUAAUGGCUGCAAAGCACUCUGAGGGUGAAAGACACUCUGUAAGUAUUAUUAUAAUCAUUCUCUCUUUCCCCCUAACCCCCUCUUUAUGGUGUACACCAUAGAGAUUUUCCUUCUGGGAUUUUGUUGCCUUUGAAUCUUGUAUGUAAUUAGAUUCCAACUUAAGGAAACUACUCCAAAUGUGUUUUUCAGAGUGGAAUUUCUCCCUCCCCCAAUAAAUUUUGCUCAUGACUUCUCAAGUUAGAGAACCUUUCCACAGAUUCCUUGUGUAAUUUAUGCUGUAAUAUUAUACUGAUUGUACAUAUAACCCAGAAAGAAUAUGUGAUAUUUUAUAUUUAUAUGUGUGUAUCAUGCAAGUUUUUAGAAUGGUUGACACUCAAACAACAUGACUUACUGAUUAAAUUUUUUUCUCUUGAAAGAGAAUUAUUGAUCAUUAGAAACGAGCUGCUGCCUCUAACUGAACGAAAUAGGAAAUACACAUACAUGCCAAACAAAACCACAUUUAUUAAUUGACAACUAGUAGGAUUAUUUUCUUUUCAAAAUUGAAGAACAAAAUGGAGGAGGAAAAAUGCUAAUUGAAUGGGUAUUGCUCAUCUAAUUUCUUAAUAUACAAAAAAAAUCCUAUUUUUAGACCAAAGACUGAAUAGCUUACAUGAUGCGGUGAUAGGUUGUUCACAUUAUUUUGUUAUUAUUUUUAAUUAUUUGUUACUUGAUUUAGCAGAUAUAUUAAAAUGUAACUUCUUAAUAUACUAUAAAUAACACCGAAGCCAAAUAAUAGAAUGCUGUGAUAAAAAAAUUAGCUGGCUACUGAUUAUAUUACAGGAAAGCUCUUCCAGCAAUCAGUGGACCCCUGAGAUGAGCAUCAUUUUAAUUACUGCAAGACCCUACCAUAUCAAUACAAUUGCAAACUAUACUAUGUUGUACCCCAAAGCUGUAAAAAAGUGAGUCUGAAAGAGGGUCUUAACGAUAGAUAUUUACAGUAAACUUUCUAAAAAUAAAUUGUAAAUUAGGUUCAAAAUGGACUUUGUAAAAAUUUCUAUUGGAUUUUUCUAUUAUUUUCUGGAACCUUUCUUGAGAACUGAAGUGUAAUUGCUGCAUUUGUAUUAGAUGUCGGACUCCCUUAAAAACUUCAAGUACCUGACCUGCAAGUCUUUACUAAAGGAGAUACCGAUCACAAUAUAUCAGUGGUACAACCUCCCAGUGUAGUGAUAUUGUAGUUAGUGACUUGAUAGACAGUGCAUACUUAUUAUAAGCAUGAGGAGUGCUGUCAUUUUCUGCGGAUUUGCUCAAUAAAGAGUACAGCAUGAAUCAUCAAACUACAAAAAGAGCACAUUAAAACUUCAGCCAAUAUCACAGGACAUACUAAGCUAUUUGUAUCUGGAAAAAGCCAAGUUUACUAUGUUUCUUUAUUAAAUAAAUAAGGAUAACACAUA
This is a messenger RNA of Chrysemys picta bellii (western painted turtle), 10228 nucleotides long. The record is from RefSeq and is a predicted model, not a curated record. Lineage: Eukaryota; Metazoa; Chordata; Testudines; Emydidae.